AUGGGGCGUCACCGUUACAGGCGGCGCCCUCCGACCCCAUCGGACUCCUCCUCCUCGUCGACGUCGGAGCUCGACGACAUGCUGCCGGUGGGCGCGGAGGUGGAGGUGCGCAGUGAGGACCCGGGCUUCGCCGGCUCCUUCUACGAGGCCACCGUCGCGGGCCACCUCCCCUCCUCCUCCUCCUCCUCCGACGGCGGCAGCCGCAAAUGCUACGCGGUCGUCUACUCCACGCUGGAGGGCGACGACGGGCGGCCGCUCGAGGAGGCCGCGGCGGCCGCCUGCGUGCGCCCGCGCCCCCCGCGCGCGGCGCCGAGGCGGUUCGCGGUGCACGAUAUGGUGGAGGCGCUGCACAGCGAGGGGUGGUGGGCCGGCGUCGUCUCCGCCGUCGCCCCGGCGCCCGCGGUGGCCGGAGGGGAUCUGCGGCGCCGGCUGAGGCGGGUGUACCAGGUCGCCUUCCCCACCUCGCGGGAGACGCUCGAGUUCCAGGAGGCGGACCUCCGGCCGCACCGCGAGUUCAUCGCCGGCCGCUGGGUCCCCGCUGCCAAGGCGGACAAUGCAUCUCCUCAUUUCAGCGAGGGAGACCAGGUUGAAGUGAGUCAGUCUGGAACGAACUUCGGCGAAUCCUGGAAUCCAGCCGCUGUUCUUAAAGUGAUUGGUGCUACAAAUUUCUUAGUAAAGUACAUGCAUAAUGGGAAAGACGGGAAAUCGGCUACUGAGAUUCUGGAUUUUCAGUAUAUUCGGCCAGCACGUGCCAUCACCCGUAUUGACUCAAAGUACAGAUUUUCUCCUUCUUGUCAUGUUGAGGUCCUUCAUGAAGAUAGCUGGUGGCCUGGUGUUAUCCUGAAUGUCUUAGGCACCAGAACCGACAAGAAGUAUGUGGUAAUGUUGGAUUGUCACAAGACAGAUCUGGAUGACAUCGACCAUAUGGAUAUGCUGAGGGUUGAAAUUACGCAGCUCAGGCCACUGUGUGACUGGGACGGUGAAAAAUGGGUACCCUGCUUGAAGAAGGAAUCUGCUAACGGACCUGAAUCAACUUCUCCAAAAAGGCCGGCUGCCUUGUAUAAUGACUCUGAUAAAAUUAGUGAUGAACCUGGUUCUCAUCGUGACAAAAAGAAGUUGAAGAAUGCAGAUGUGGUGCCAGAACAAAUUUCUCCUCCAUCUGUUGGUAAAGAAAACAUUGAAAUUACUCGUAAGCAGGGAAAUGCAGUAUUGGCACCAAGAUCUGAGUUGUCACCUCCUUCGCUGCCACCAAUGGCAUCAUUUGGCCGUCUGAGUUCUUCAUCUUCACCUGCUACAAGCUGUCAUCUUGCACAAUCAUCUUCUCACAUUCAGGCUUCGUUGUUUGGAGCGUUUGGACAAUCAAGGCCUAUUCCACAGGGCCUGCCAUUAGGAACGCAAUCGCUUAUUAGCUCAUGUUUUACCGGUAUUAAAGGGUCAAAAAAAGUAUUAAGCGAUCAGGAUAAGCAGUCAACUGCUGGAACUGGGACUGUACUGUUCAGACAAAUGAAGCCAAUGGAAAGGAUAGAUGCUAAAGCCAUUGAAGAAGGCAGCAACGUUGUCUCUGUUUCUGAAGACCGUUCACAAUCACACCAAGGUAAUGGAACGCAUGAUUCUUGCUGUCCCUUGCCUGCGGAAUCUGUGGCUGUGCAUGAGAGUAUCAUGCACACGAGUGGCCAGCUUUCAGAAUCCUCAGCAAUCCAGCAGCUUCCAAUUGUGAAGACCUCCCCAUUGUGGGCACAGCUUGAGGCACUGGAAAUAUUCAGGACAACGCCACAGCGGCCAAAUCUCCAUCAGUUUCAGCAGCACGUUCCGGAGCUCCAUGAAGGACUGGCACUAGGUCUGAUGAUCUCUUUUGCUAGUCUGGCAGAAAGCAUAAACAGGCUGGGUGUUGAGGACGACAACGAGCUGCUCGAGCGGAAGAUGAAUUGCCUGGCUUAUCUCGAGGCAAGUGGUUUCGACGUCGGGGACCUGAGAUCGCGCGUGGAAGCUUUACUUCACAUGAAGAAUAGCCGUACCGAAGUACCGGACGCUUUGAAAAAGCUGGAGGAGGAGAUUGCUCGCGAAGAAGCCGACGACCAAGAACUGGGCACGCAACUUCGCGCCCUGGCUAUGGCUGUCCGUCACCUUGAACUAGAUGCCUAUCUUGUGCGCAACGUAAUAAGGUCUACCGUCGCACGGAGGAUGAACAAUGCCAUGGAGAUCUCGAGGCUCAAGGCGGAAGCGAACAAUCUGUCCUCCGCCGUGCCGCGGUGAGUUUGGUGGGUGGGAGCACGUCGUCAUUAUGCCUGUGAAUAAGUAGUUAGUAGUUACCAAUAGUGAGUGAUGGAGAACGCCCAGCUAGAUGCAGUGUAGAUAGCGAGUAUUUUGUGUCGUGGAGUUGGCCGUAGUACUGGUGAGCCUUUUGCGUGUGUUGAGAGAUCAUGUUGCCGCGCCGCGGUGACUUUGAUUGGAGAAUGUCAGCACACCUGUGAAUAGUUAGCUGCCAAUGGUAAGUGGCGGGGAACCCCCAGCUAGAUUGAUGUCGUGUAGAUAGUUCGUAGCGCUGUCCUGGAGUUGGCCGUACCACUGGUGGGUCUUUUGUGUGUGGGCUGUGUAUGUUGCUACCCUGGUAUGUUGUUACU
Messenger RNA from Triticum dicoccoides, 2621 nucleotides. RefSeq names its product DUF724 domain-containing protein 6-like. The record is from RefSeq and is a predicted model, not a curated record. Bases 1 to 2253 code for a protein of 750 amino acids. The transcript is spliced from 5 exons. NCBI's taxonomy places the organism in Eukaryota, Viridiplantae, Streptophyta, Magnoliopsida, Poales, Poaceae.